UGCCUGCAGGAGUCCGCGGGCGAGUUGAAGACCGAAGAAGUUUCCCCAGCGAGACUUGGUAGCGAAGGCGAAGUUACCCACGGCUGAUGCAUACGGAAAACCUCGAACGCGUACCUUCUUCCCGUCUUUCUUGGUCAAGAUGGAGCUUUACUUUUCUCUAACAUCCACUGACGCAGCGGUAUAUAAGGCCUGAGCUCCAAGAAAGUCGUCCGAGGUUGCAGAAAUGAAGGUCGAGAUGUGCGGAUGCUGGAGGAGGUGGAGAGGAAGGAAGGAGGAGGACGAAGGUGGCGCCUGCGGCGGCGAUGCGGAGCGUAAGAAGCCAUCGUCUUCGUGGAACUUGUUCAUCAACCUCAAGGAAUUGGAGGCGGCGACUGGCCACUUUUCCGAAGCUAAUCUUCUCGGCCAGGGCGGCUUCGGUCCUGUCUACAAGGGGGUGUUGGAGAAUGGGCAGGAGAUAGCAGUGAAAAAACUGUCUUUGACCUCUCGGCAGGGGGUGAGUGAGUUCACCAACGAGGUGAAGCUACUGCUCAAAGUUCAACAUCGCAACCUCGUGUCGCUGCUCGGUUGCUGCAUCGACUCGGAUCAGAAGAUGCUUGUCUACCCCUACUUCCCUAACCGAAGCCUUGAUCACUUCCUAUUCGAUAUGCAUCGUCCAGCAUCGCUUGAUUGGCCACGGAGAUUCGAGAUCAUUGUGGGAGUGGGAAAGGGACUCCUCUAUCUCCACGAAGAAUCUCCGGUGAAGAUCAUCCACAGGGACAUAAAGGCAAGUAACAUUUUGCUUGAUGACCAGUUAAACCCAAAGAUAGCCGACUUUGGCAUGGCCAGACUCUUCCAAGGGGAUGACACACAUAUUAACACAUUUAAAAUUGCUGGCACCUAUGGCUAUAUGGCUCCAGAGUAUGCAAUGAAUGGCUAUUUGUCCACCAAGGCUGAUGUUUUUAGUUUCGGAGUAUUGAUGUUGGAGAUUCUGAGUGGCAGAAAAAAUCUUGACAAGAAAUUGGGAGAAGAAAAGCACGACCUACUGGGCUAUACAUGGAAGCUUUUUGAGAAAGGCGACUCAUUGGAGAUUAUGGAUCCCACCAUUUCCUCAGUUCCUUCAUGGAACAGUGAUGAAGCUGCCCUUUGCAUCCAAAUAGCAUUGCUGUGCUGCCAAGCGAUUGUCGCCGAUCGACCGGACAUGUACACUGUCCAUCUCAUGCUAUCCGGUGAUUCUUUUUCACUACCAAGGCCAGGCCGGCCAGGAACUCGUGGGAGGAUCGGGCAUUGGACUUCCACACCUUCAUCCAUGCUCACAAAUACAAAAACAAAUUCUACUUACUCAGGUUCCGAUGCUACCAAAACUGCAUUUUACAGUGCAAAUGAAGAGUACUCUCGCAACUCUAUAUCUGUAUCUUUUACCUCAGAGGGUCGAUGAAAGGAAGAUUAUAAUACAUGUUCCCAGGUAUUGUGCGUUUAUUGAAUAAAUAAUUUUAAAUUUUGAUUAAUGUAAUUUCAAAACAAAGAAAGGAAAAGAAGAUUGAGUCACCA
Zingiber officinale is the source of this 1527-nucleotide messenger RNA. RefSeq names its product putative receptor-like protein kinase At4g00960. Gene Ontology annotation, biological process: protein phosphorylation. The transcript has 5 exons. Gene Ontology annotation, molecular function: protein kinase activity; ATP binding. The record is from RefSeq and is a predicted model, not a curated record. The coding region runs from base 224 to 1414 and encodes 396 amino acids. NCBI's taxonomy places the organism in Eukaryota, Viridiplantae, Streptophyta, Magnoliopsida, Zingiberales, Zingiberaceae.